Anopheles funestus (African malaria mosquito) is the source of this 4247-nucleotide messenger RNA. It is a transcript of the gene asl, whose product is annotated as myosin-11. The record is from RefSeq and is a predicted model, not a curated record. NCBI's taxonomy places the organism in Eukaryota, Metazoa, Arthropoda, Insecta, Diptera, Culicidae. The coding region runs from base 440 to 3700 and encodes 1086 amino acids. The transcript has 3 exons.
GGUUAAUUCUUCACCUCGGUUCGGCUAUUUCCACUCUAAACACCUUGCUCACAAAAGGACGCGAGAUUUGACAGCACAUAAAACACACGAUCAAAGUUUUGAAAAGCAACGAGAAGAAGAAACAGCGGGAGAAAAAUAGUCCAGGACAAGUAGAAAUUAGACUUUUCAUUUGUUUACAUCUUCACCCGCUAGAAGAUAGGACACACUUGGGUCAUUUUUUACCAUUUUUCUUUUCCAAAGUUCAAGGCCGAAUGUGCGUGCGUAACGGAUGCAGUGGGAAACUGUGCGCUUGCUUUGCGCAAAUUUGUGAACGUUAAUUCGAACGGCAUAAGCGUUCUGUUAAAAUGCAUCGCGGCAGAUUAUAAUUUACUGCCUUGCCGAUCGACAACCACAUUCAAUAGUGAAACUUGUGUACUUCUGCUAAAGCCAUCAUCGCACCAUGAACGGACCACCGGGUUUAUCUAUUUUCAACGAUGGACUUAGCAUCAACCUUAACAACAGUGCGCUCGAUAAGCAGCGUGCCAGGGAGGAGGAGGAGCUUCUCGAGGAUCAAAAGCGGCUUCAGAAUCAGCUGGCUACCGAGAUGGAAACUGCAUUCGACGAUGUGGAAUGCGACGACAACGAUACGUUAGAUUCCUUUACCCAUCGAUACUCCGAUGGUGAUGACGAUGACGAUACCGGGCGAAGCGGCAAACGACCACCGGCUCCGUCUGAGCCGUUGCCAGGAAUGUCUUCAAUUCCCAUGAUUGGACACGCAGCCGAACAGUUGGGACAAGUGCAUCCCAUGAAUGAUUAUGGGGGAGCGGCUGCACGAGAAUUACGGUUGCUGCUUGAAUCGAAAACCCGUGAGCUCGAGCACGUUACGAGAGAAUUGUACGAACAGCGCCAUAAACACGACCAGCAAAUUGGUGAGCUGGAAAAAAAGCUGCUGAUCGAGCAAGCGGAAAAAGAUCGUGCCAACAUGACGUGCAUCCAGACCCGCGAACUGUUGGUGCAGAGCAAGACGAAGAUUUCUGAAACGGAGGACAUGAAUGAUAAGCUUCGCGCCAAGAUAUCCGGACUGGAGGACGAAAAUGUGAAACUCGUUGGCGAGCUGGAACAGAAAAACGUUAUGCUGCAAGAUAGUCUGCACCGUUACCGGAUGUUGGAGCAAAAUUCGACCCAAAAAGCCGACCGCCACACGGAUGCGUUGCUGAAGCAGACGGAGGAACGGCACAACGCAAAGGUAACCAUGAUGCAGCAGCAGAUCGACAAUCUGCGAAGCGAGCUGGAUACACGGCAGCAGGAUGGUCGACGGCUAGAGGCACGCUACGCUGAACUCCAGAAAUCGCGCGAAGCCAUGCUCAUGGAGCAGUCCGAAACGGUGCAACGGUUGCAGGAUCAGCUGGAGGACUCGCAGCGCCAGUGUUCGAAUUUGCUGUCCAAGAGCAAAAACCAGGGCGAUUUCGAGCAGGAACGAUUACGAAUGCGCAAUCGCAUCCAUGCGCUUGAGCAGGAACAGUCCGGAAUGCAGCAAACGAUUCACAAUCUAACGAAUCGGCUGGAGAAAACGAAUGUCGAACUUGAGCUGAUGGAUAGCAUAAUACAUGGUGGUCAGCCGGACAUCGAAGAGGAAGAACCCGCAGGCGACGGCAAAAGGUUGCUCAAUGCUGCCGAUGCAACCACGGGCGCAUAUACGUUUGCGCAGCGCAAUCUGAUCGGGAGCACGCCGAACAACAAUGCACCGAGCUUGCGUGAUCGAGGAGGUGGUGAUAGCGACAAUCGGGUGGUAAGGCUUAAGAAUGAGCUGCGCGUUUGUAUGACUGGGCAGAAGGAGAAGCGGGAAUUGAUACGGCAGCUAGAAGCAAACCUACAGGCGAAAGAUCGCGAGCUGGAGCAGCUGAAAAAGGACGAGAGCGAAACACUGGUACAGAUGAACCAAUACAAGGAAGAAGCGUUCAGGCUUGCGUCCAAGUGUAGAAUAUUGGAACAAGAGCUGGAAAAGCUAACAACAGACGAAUCGAGCACGAGAAAGAACCACGAACGAUCGAUCACUACCGGUAGCGGUGGCUUAAACCGCCGACGAUCAAGCAGCGAUCUGCGGCAGGAAGCAUUUCUCGAGGAUAAGAUCUUCACCCUACAGCAAGAAAAGCUGGCGGCAGACGAACAGAUCCAAAUGCUGGAACGUGAAAACAAACAGCUGUCCGAGAAGUGUGCAACGGCAACCAACGAUUCCAGUUGCGUUGCUACACUAAAGCUCGAAGUGGAAAAGCAAAAGUUUCUCCUGCUGGACGCGCAAAAAGAAUGCGAUCGUUUGAAGCGUCUGUACAUUGAGGUGAGUGGAGCAAAAGAAGAGCUCGGCCGGGAGCUGGCCACGUUACGGUCGCAGGACAGUGCGAAGCAGAUUGCGGUCUUGCAAGAGCAGGUCGUUUCGCUGGAACGAGCCCUUCAGUUGGCGGAACUGAAGGCGAGCGAAUUGGCGAAGCUGCUUGAUAAGGAGAAGACCGAUCAUGAGCAGCUGAUGAGGCAAAUGUCCAGCAGUAACAUGCGGAUGAGUGAUGGAAAAGCCAAUAAUGCUGCUGGAAGCACCACUUGUCCAAAGUGUAUCGAUGGAUUAACUCAACUCUCAAAGUUGGAGAUAGAAAAUCUGAAACUUCAAUCAUCCUGCUCGUCGCAACUGCGUGAGAUAGCCGAACUUAAGGUUCAAUUAAACGAUCAGCUGGCGACUGUGACGGAGCUUCACAAACGACUCGAUCUAAAGGCAGAACGCGAUCAGCUGAUAGACGAGCUGAAGGAAAAGGCAGCCCAGUUCGAGCAGAUCAUUCGGAACCAAAUUUCGAACAACUCCUCCAGCACAACGUGCGACAGUGCCACUUCGCCGCGAAAAGUCUCAUCCCGAGAUGUGAGCGUUGGGACGGACGAAGAGCUAACCAGGGAUCCCCCACUUGAAGAUCCCGAAACGCGACGACAGUUGCGCGAGCUAGAGCAAAAGGUGCGCGAAGAGGUGGCAAAGGUGUACGCCGGGAAGGUUAACCAGAUCGAAGAAAAAUUCUUCGCCCAGUUCAAUCGGUUCAAGGAAAACAUCGAUACGCUCAAGAACGAACUGUACGAUCGGGUUGCCGAGCUGAAGGUACGCAAUCAGGAGGUUGAAGUGCUCAAGUGUGCCAUUGUGACGGAGCGUGAAAAAAUGACCGAGCUGUUGACACAAAAGGACACGGAUGCACGUUCGCUGUUCGACAAGCAGUCGGAGCUGAUGGGCAAGUACAAGGCGGAACUAGCGAAUGGUCAGAAGAAGGUGCAAUUUCUCGAGCGUGAGCUGCAGGAGAAACGGGAACUCGUUGCCAGCGAACGGCAAUCGAUGGAGAAGCUAAUUGCGCAGAUCACUGCUGAACGGAAAAUGUUCCACGAGCGGGAACAGGAGAUGAACGAUCGGUUCAAGGAGGUUGAGGUGGAGUACCAGAAGAGCCUCGAUUUGGUAACGGAAAAGUACCAAUCAGCCAAGAAAACCGCACUCAACUAUAAGAAAUAUGCGGAGGACAAGGAGCAGCACAUGCUGAAGGAGUACGAUCGCAUUAAGGAAGGUUAUAAUGUUGCGCUACAAAAGGUACAAACCCGCAUGAAGGAAGCGUUGGAAAGCAAGGAGCAAAGCUUGCGCGAAAGGAUUGCCAAACUCGAAACCGAAUACGAAACGAAACUGCAGCGUAUCGGACAGAAAAGUUAAAAGUCGCUAAGGUCAAUGUAUAUACACAACCAUGACGAUAUUGCUGUACAUGCCAUCAAAAACUGCCUUAUAGAAAAAUGCAAACUGCCGGGCAAAAAAUGCGAUGGACUGUAUCUUCUGUACCACUCAAAACAAUUGUGUUUCGGAUUGGACUUUAAGUGCAGAAUGUACCAUACUUUGCUCUCUCUCCCUCACUUAAUAGCUAGAGCCACGGACGAACGAUUGCAUAGGAAAAUGUAACACCAAGCCAAAAGAAAAGCUUCAUGGGCAAAUUAAUCCGAUGUCGAAAAAUGAAGGCCGAAAGGAUGCAACGGUUUUGGCACGCUGUGAAAAUGCACAAACAUACGAAUAAUGUGCUCCUGGAGAACAUUACUACGUGCCUGGUGUAAGCAGGGACAAAGAAGUAUUUUGCCAUUAGUAUUUAUACUCAUAAUCACACUGCCUUGUGCUUGUAGUAAUCAAAAAGUGGCGUAUUAUACAUAACGUAGUAAAAAGCCAUUUUCAUUGCUUAUUUAAAAAAAUCAAUCCCUUGUUGAAAAUGUAAAAA